Messenger RNA from Cantharellus anzutake, 892 nucleotides. RefSeq lists its product as uncharacterized. The transcript has 6 exons. The coding region runs from base 121 to 774 and encodes 217 amino acids. The record is from RefSeq and is a predicted model, not a curated record. Lineage: Eukaryota; Fungi; Basidiomycota; Agaricomycetes; Cantharellales; Hydnaceae.
CUCCGCUCUCCGCUAUUGCAUCUCCUGUCAGGAUCCCACCGCACGCUAGGAAGUGCUCAGACUGCCAUCCCAGCUCCGUCGUUGGCCUCACUUCUGAUACUAACGUCAAGGCUGCUGUGGAUGGAGUUGUCGGCUCGACUGGAGGCAUCACGUCCACCACCAACCUCGACGCCACUCUUGACAAGCUCAAUGUUGAUGCCCGCCUCUGCCUUGUCAUCGGUGGCACAGGUUGCGGCCAUGAGCACCACACAUCUCCUUCCCCGACCACUUCUUCGCACACAUCAACAUCGACAUCAACGCCGACUCCAACUCACUCCUCAUGCAAUACGGCUGACAUUAGGAUGCAACGAAAUCGACAUUUGGGUUUGGUUGAAUGACCUCUAUGCCAAGGUUAUCGUCUACAUUGACCUUCUAGAUGGAAAGAACGACCCUCACGAACCUUGCCUCAAAAUCAUUUCCGAGAUUGACUCCGCCAUUGCCCUUUUAGCAGACAUCAAGAUUGACCUGACUCAUGACCAUGGGAACAAAUGUAACGACAUUAUUGGUCUCCUCAUCGAUCUUGUAGUGAAACUUGUUGUGGGCUUGUCCAAAUACAGCCUUACCGUCAGCAUAGGGAUCCUGACUAAGCUGGACAUUUGCCUCUGUAAUCUGUUCAUCGCUUUGAACGUGUACAUCAACGGCAUAGCGAAGCUCUUCGGAAAUUCUCUCACUGAUUUGUCGAUAUUCAUCAAGCUCGGCCUUCGCUUGACCCUCAAGAUUUGCGGGCUACUAUGAGUUCUUUCUCCACACACCUUCAUUACAUAGCAUCUCUCUUUGGGCUCACUUCAACCUUUAAACUUGCCAGUUGUCAACCAUUUGCACCUCAGCGGGUGCGCAGCCAUUGUCGAUCGGU